AGGGGGGAUAAAUCUGACCUCGUGACUGGGGAAGUGCGUUGCCCGGAGCGCCGACUGCGUCGCAGAGGCGGAGGUGCUGGAGCGGUCGGGGUGACCUCGACGUUGAUGACGUAGAAAAUUGACGAAUUGGAAUUCGUAUAGAAGCAACUGAAAGGCCCUGGUCUUUUUGAUUGGUGAAUAUUUGUGAUAUUUGGGCUCGGGAAUCCAGAUUUUUUCCAACAUCCUUGAGACUCGUGCUUCUUGAAGUAUCAGGCAAUGGAAUGGGCAAAGAUAGGGGUACAGGUUGUCAGCAUGAUGUACCGUUCCCAAAGGAUUUUAACAAAGGUCACCCUGAAACAUCAAAGAGAGAUGCGACAGCUCAUAAUCAAAAACAAUUUACUGAAAAAAGGUCUUAUGGAAAUAGUAGAGGGGGAAAUAGCAGAGGAUUUGGACAAAAUAAUACACAACAAUCAUCCCAAAAUACACAACAAUCAUCUUCUUGGUUUGGAUUGUGGGGUUCUAGUUCUAGUUCAAGUUCAGGUAAUGUAAAAACCAAUUACAAUGGUUCUGCGAAUUCACGUGGUUCCUCAGGAAGAGGCAAUUAUUCUCACUCUAGAGGCAGGGGUGGUGGUAGAGGGAAUGGAAGAGGAAGAGGUUCAUCUCGUCAGUGAGGAGAAGUGAGAAAUAUCACAUGCUUUUACCAGGUAUAACCUUUGAAAUAAAUGAUGCUGAAUAAAAAUUGCAGUUAAUGAUGGUGGCUAUUUCAGUAGAUUUCAGUGAAGUCAUUUGGUAAAAAAUGUUUACUUAUGUUAGUAUGAACAUUUUUAAAAAUUUCAGUAAACAUUUUGAAACAAUACAUAAGACAGUUUCACAAACUAAGAGUUAUUAGAAAACGAGGAGAUAUUUGAAUGAAGAUUUUGAUAUAUAUCUUGUCGCUGUAAUUUUGUAUACCCUGACACUGAUUUUGUAUAUCUUGUUAAAUUUCUGUAUCUUGUUUGAUAUAUAUCUUGUCACUCUGAUUUUGAGUAUGUAACAGUGUGGUUGGGAAUAAAUGCUUUUUUACUCUCUCCCUCUCUCUCUGAAUUAUUAAUUAUGAAAGGUGCAUUUUCACAAGCAAUGAAGAAUGUCAAUAAGAAAUAGCACAAAUAUGUUGACAUAGGUAUUUUUGGGGAGAAAAUAUUUCUUUCAGUUGAUAAUUGAUUUUCCAUUAUUUUCUCAUUGAUUUGACCGUAAAUUCUAUCAUUAUUGUAAGUAAAUAUUUGCAUAUAUUGUAAGUAAUUAUUGUAAGUAAAUAACAAUGGUGCUGACGAGAAAGGAAGGAAAGGAUGGCAUUUUUCACUAUUAAGAAAAUAUAACUCUUUAAAUGAAGUGCUCACAAUUCUUUUACCUCUUGCUUCUAAUAAAAAAGUAAAUUGGAAAAAAAAUAUAUCAAAUGCAUUUAUUCAUUACAGUUUAAGCUAUAAAUAUAUAUAAAGAUAAACUUCAAAUUGCCCAAUAAAUACAGAGAAUAACAAAUGUAAAAAAUAAUUUGUAAAAUUAAAUUUAAAAAAAGUCAUUUCUUGUAUUACAAUAAUUGCCCUGAUAAUUGUAGUAUUGGGUAUGGUAAUUGAUAAUUAUUAAAUUAUUAUUUCAAUAUUAUGCAAUUUUUGUUAACCCUAUAGGCCUAGAUGUUUAAUGAAACAUAAUUUAUAUUAAUUAGUCAUUACAUUGUGAUUAAUGCAAUAGGAGUGAAAAAGAAUCAUGAAAAAGAAUCUCAAACCUAAACGCACCAGUGAGAAAAAUUUGUAAAUUACUUCUCUCUUCCAAGUAAAAUUGUUAAUGGCCAGACACAUUUCGGAUGACAUGCCUACCGUGCAAGAGUGUCUGGAACUGUGAAUGUGUGAAUAUAAUGAAAUUAAUUAAUUUGCUAAUAUGGAAAUAGACAAAUCAUGCUGGUGCUUUGUUCACAGACUAAUGAGUGGUGACAAUGAGUUUAAUUACUGUAUUAUAGAUGUUAAAAAUUUAUUGUGGCAGGAUAACUUCAAAUAGGCUAUUUGAGUUUUUUAGGGGUGGAUCCAUUGAAAAGCGAAGAGAAACAAUUAUCAGAAGAAUCGUGAUUUAUAAAAACGUGCUUUUUCUCCUCAAAAUAUUAUUAAUGGGGAGAAGCAUGCAACAAUACAACAGUAUAAGUGUUAUAUGAUUAAUAAACAUUUUAAAAGAUUUAAUAAAUAACCUUACUGGUAAUGGCAAUGAUAAUCUUCCCUCCACUUUAAUAAGUCAUCCAUAGUUGGCUGAAUGAAGAAAAAUAUUUGACAGAAGAUUUCUCAUCAACAUUAAUGAUGUUAGUUAUUGUUGUAUUUAGAAGAAUUUCUUUAAGUUACAAGGUGUUUAUUUAAAUGUAGAUACAAAGGUGGUACCUCUUUUGGUAAAUUAUUUACAAACGAAUCUCUUUGUAUGUGUCAAACUAUUUCCGUAACAGAUGAUUUUUGAUUUUGAAUGUGCAGUAUUUUGAUACUUCAUGAUAAACUUGUCCUUGAAAACUUGCAGUUUUCUGCAAUAUAAAUACCUAGUCUCUGAAUUUAUUUGUUUCCAACCACUUCAAAAACUCAGUUAAGUGUACAUUGAGUUAUUGGAGUAAUGACUUUUAUCUGACCUUUUACACAGAUACGCUUUAUCUAUGAAUAGGUUCUUAAACAUAGUAUAUUUUAUUUGUAGACAAGGCAAGAGGACAUGCAACAUUUACACCUUUCAAACAUUUGUAACAUAACCUUUUUUGCAUUGCAUUUAUUUUUGUGAAAAAAAUAAGCGGGAUUGUUGAAAAUUCAUUUAAUCAAAAUAAAUUAAUAUUGAAGACUAAAACUCUGUAGAUUUUGGUCUGAAGUAGAUUUAUAUUUAUUCAGUCAAAAACAAAAGAAACAGUAAAAACUGUAUGUGACGUAGGGGGAAAAGAUUAUCCACGCAUGUUUUCUUGAGUUCCAGAAUCCCUUCCUGUCAUUAUAAC
Messenger RNA from Gryllus bimaculatus (two-spotted cricket), 2959 nucleotides. Lineage: Eukaryota; Metazoa; Arthropoda; Insecta; Orthoptera; Gryllidae. The record is from the annotation of a GenBank genome assembly.